Messenger RNA from Polyodon spathula (Mississippi paddlefish), 2303 nucleotides. It is a transcript of the gene maneal, whose product is annotated as mannosidase endo-alpha like. Gene Ontology annotation, molecular function: alpha-mannosidase activity. The record is from RefSeq and is a predicted model, not a curated record. NCBI's taxonomy places the organism in Eukaryota, Metazoa, Chordata, Actinopteri, Acipenseriformes, Polyodontidae. The transcript has 5 exons. Gene Ontology annotation, cellular component: Golgi apparatus. Bases 594 to 1925 code for a protein of 443 amino acids.
CUCCACUGGAAUGGAAUGGACAAAAGACAGUUUGAAUACAAAACGCACAUUUGGACUGCCAUCACCACAAACACACACAGAAAAGGAAAAAAAAAAAACACCUCCAAUAUAUAAAUAUAUCUCCCGGUUGGAAUUACACUCCCACGGCAUAAAGGGGAUCUCUGUGCAGUAUGAGGAACUGAUUGAGUGAACACAGCUUGUUAUAACGAAGCGAGAUGUAUAGGAAACGCUAAUAAUAAGCCAUAGGAUGACAAUGAUGGUAUAUUUUCGUGCGACACAAAUUGCCGAUCAAGAGCCACGAUCCCUCGCUUGCAGUUCAGCUAGGAAUCAACCCCGAAGAGUUCAAAUGAAUAAGCUAUCGGUCAUUUAUCGUUUUGUUUUUUUAAAGAAGAAUUCUACAGGACUCGACAGAUCGUGCUUUCAGUGUUGAUUUAAAGGGGCUAUGAUGUAUACGACCUAACGUAAAUGAAAGAAAGCAGGAUAACCUGCACUGUACGCGUACAAGGACGACGAACCGUGGAUUGAGGGAGAAGUGAAGCUAACAGGCAGACCAUUCUACUAAAAGCUAAGCGCUUGGACUGUCGAUACUGACAAUGGCCAGAUUGCGCAAGAAAGCUUGCGUCGCCCUGUUUCUGUUUACCUUGUUUAUUUUUGGGACCAUGAUGGGCUUGAGAACAUUAAAGCCCAGUGAUGGCUUUUCAGAUUUAGCUCCGGGACUCAAGUUAAUGCCGGUUGCUGCUGAGAGAAUGGACAGGCGUUCAGUCUCCAGCGAAGUCGCCGUGUCUCCUAUCCAUGCUCAUGCUAUAACUGACACCAAAGUUGUCUAUGCGAAUUCCAACCCUGAAGGUGAUAUGUACUAUGACGUCCAUAUAUUUUAUUACACGUGGUUUGGCACUCCAAUAUUGGACGGGAAAUAUAUACACUGGGACCACGUCCUGGUGCCACACUGGGACCCUAAAAUUGCUGCUAGCUACCCCAAAGGAAGACAUACGCCUCCAGAAGACAUCGGCUCCAGCUUUUACCCCGAACUGGGACCUUACAGCUCCAGAGAUCCAGACAUCCUAGAAUCGCACAUGGAACAGCUUAGAGCUGCUGCAGCAGGUGUGCUGGUUCUGAGCUGGUACCCUCCAGGCAUGGCUGAUGACAACGGAGAGCCCACAGAAGACUUGGUUCCAUCCAUACUGGAUGCUGCACAUCGGCACGGCAUCAAGGUAGGGUUUCAUAUCCAGCCGUACACAGGACGUACCGACCGCACUGUACACGACAACAUCAAGUACAUCAUCGACAAGUACGGAAAUCACGGGGCCUUCUACAGAUUCAAAACCAGCACUGGGAAGAUCCUUCCUCUGUUUUAUAUUUACGACUCCUAUCUGACGCCCCCAGAAGACUGGGCCAACCUUCUCUCCUCCUCGGGAUCCCACAGUCUCCGCAAUACCCCCUACGACGGCAUCUUCAUCUCCCUGAUUGUGGAGGAGAGGCACAAGGACGACAUUGUGUCUGGAGGCUUUGAUGGCAUGUACACCUACUUUGCUUCCAAUGGAUUCUCCUUCGGCUCAUCCCACCAGAACUGGAAGGCCAUCAAAACGUUCUGCGAUAUCAACAACCUAAUGUUCAUCCCCAGUGUGGGCCCGGGGUACAUAGACACCAGCAUACGGCCUUGGAACAACCACAACACAAGAAACCGUGUCAACGGGAAGUACUACGAAACGUCUCUCCAGGCAGCACUCAUGGUGAGGCCGGAAAUCGUCACCAUCACUUCCUUCAAUGAAUGGCACGAGGGAACGCAGAUCGAGAAGGCUUUGCCGAAAAAGACUUUGACUCGGAUGUACUUGGACUACCUGCCCCACAAGCCCGAUUUGUAUUUGGAGCUGACGCGGAAAUGGGCAGAGCAGUUCAACAAAGAGAAAGAACAGUGGCUGAUGUGAGAUCUCGUUUCGAGUGGCGUCGGUGUGGAAAACCCAAUGGGAGGAAUACUCCCUAUGCCUUUGAUUAACACAUUAAUUUACUCGCUACACACACACUCAUUCAGUCACAUUUCAAAACUCAGUAUGAAUUAUAGUGAACUACCAGUUACUAAGACUGCAUGAAUACAAAUUUCUGAAUGUCAUCAGCAGAGACAUGGUAUUUUUAUUCUUUAGUCCCCCACUGUUUCAUGCUCACCAAUAUACAUUGCCUUGUCUGAUCUGUUCCACAAACGAGACUCAAGAUCCCAAGAUCAGCAGUUUAAGAAUAUUUUUUUUCUUUCCUUGGUUAGUAGGUUAUCAAGGGGAAUAAGUCACUCUGACCCGUUAACUGUCACAAUC